Chaetura pelagica (chimney swift) is the source of this 2601-nucleotide messenger RNA. RefSeq names its product xylosyltransferase I (gene XYLT1). Gene Ontology annotation, biological process: chondroitin sulfate proteoglycan biosynthetic process; heparan sulfate proteoglycan biosynthetic process. Gene Ontology annotation, cellular component: membrane. The transcript is spliced from 13 exons. Gene Ontology annotation, molecular function: protein xylosyltransferase activity. Lineage: Eukaryota; Metazoa; Chordata; Aves; Apodiformes; Apodidae. The record is from RefSeq and is a predicted model, not a curated record.
AUGGCCGAGGAGGUGGCCAGCAGGUUCAGAACUUUGGAAAGAAUAGUAAGAAAAGAAAGUGUUGAUGCCAAUUUGUUGGGUCACUCAGAGAAUGAAGAGGAUGGCUAUUUUUCCCACCGACCGAAAGAGAAAACACGAACAGACAGCAAUAAUGAAAAUUCAGUCCCCAAGGACUUUGAAAAUAUUGAUAACAGUAACUUUGCUCCCAGGACUCAGAGGCAAAAUCACCAGUCUGAGCUGGUGAAGAAACCCCUUAGUAAGCAAAAGGAGCACUUGAGAAAGAAACUGGAAGAGGAGAAAAUGAAGGAGAACUUGCUGCUAGGAAAGAACUCCAAUGAGGUGGUGCAAUUCAGUGAUCACCCCAGAAAAAACAGCAGCAGCAGCAGCAACAACAACAAUUUGAAGGAGAUUCACAGGUCUCCCAGACAGCAUCAUUUAAAAAAAAUUGGAAACAGCUCUCCUGAACUGAAAUAUGACCAGCCACCGAAGUGUGAGGUAACAGGCAAAGAGGCAAUUUCAGCCAUGUCCCGGUCUAAAACUAAGCAGUGUCGUCAGGAGAUUGCAGACGUGUAUUGUCAGCACAUGCAUGGAAAGCUGAUGCCGGAGAAGGUGACGCGUUUCUGUACACUGGAGGGAAAAGCCAACAACAAUGUACAGUGGGAUGAGGACUCCGUAGAAUACAUGCCAGCCAACCCAGUCAGGAUCGCAUUUGUCUUGGUUGUUCAUGGCAGAGCUUCUCGGCAACUCCAACGCAUGUUUAAGGCUAUUUACCAUAAAGACCAUUUUUAUUACAUUCAUGUUGACAAGCGAUCCAAUUACUUGCACCGGCAAGUGCUCCAGUUUGCUAACCAGUACCCAAAUGUGAGAGUCACUUCUUGGAGAAUGGCAACUAUCUGGGGAGGAGCAAGUCUUCUGACCACCUACCUGCAGGCCAUGAGGGACUUAAUGGAGAUGAAUGACUGGCCAUGGGAUUUCUUCAUCAACCUCAGUGCUGCUGACUACCCGAUCAGGACAAAUGACCAGCUAGUAGCUUUCCUGUCCAGAUAUCGUGAUAUGAACUUCUUGAAAUCACAUGGGAGGGACAAUGCAAGAUUUAUCAGAAAACAAGGACUGGAUCGGCUUUUCCUGGAAUGUGACACCCACAUGUGGCGCCUGGGUGACAGGAAGAUCCCAGAAGGAAUCGCAGUUGAUGGAGGGUCAGAUUGGUUUCUCCUGAACAGGAAGUUUGUGGAAUAUGUUACUUUUUCAAAUGAUGAUCUGGUAACAAAGAUGAAGAGGUUUUACUCAUAGGCUUUGCUNCCUGCUGAGUCCUUCUUUCACACUGUUCUGGAAAAUAGCCCCUACUGUGAAUCCAUGGUGGACAACAACUUGCGCAUCACAAACUGGAACCGAAAACUCGGUUGCAAGUGUCAGUACAAGCACAUUGUUGACUGGUGUGGCUGUUCACCUAAUGACUUCAAACCAACAGACUUCCACCGAUUCCAGCAGACUGCCAGACCAACUUUCUUUGCCCGUAAAUUUGAAGCUGUAGUGAAUCAAGAGAUAAUUGGCCAGUUGGACUACUACUUGUAUGGCAACUACCCAUCUGGCACCCCUGGCCUCCGAUCCUACUGGGAGAACGUGUACGAUGAGCCAGACGGCGUGCACAGCCUGAGCGACGUUGCCCUCACCAUGUACCACGCCUUCUCCCGCCUGGGCCUGCACAGGGCCGAGACCUCCUUCCAUGCUGCUGGAGACAACAGCUGCAGAUACUACCCCAUGGGCCAUCCAGUUUCUGUCCACCUUUACUUCCUUGCUGACCGUUUCCAAGGCUUCCUAAUCAGACAACAUGCAACCAAUCUGGCUGUCAGUAAACUAGAAACUUUGGAAACAUGGGUGAUGCCAAAGAAAGUCUUUAAGAUUGCAAGUCCACCAAGUGAUUUUGGACGAUUACAGUUCUCAGAGAUUGGCACUGAAUGGGAUGCCAAGGAAAGGAUUUUCCGGAAUUUUGGAGGGCUCCUGGGGCCAACAGAUGAGCCAGUUGGCAUGCAGAAGUGGGGAAAGGGCCCCAACGUCACCGUUACUGUCAUCUGGGUGGAUCCUGUUAACAUCAUUGCAGCAACGUACGACAUUCUUAUUGAAUCCAGUGCUGAAUUUACCCACUACAAACCACCUUUGAACUUGCCCCUGCGACCCGGAGUCUGGACAAUAAAAAUUCUGCACCACUGGGUGCAGGUAGCUGAAACCAAAUUCCUUGUUACUCCUCUCACCUUCUCUAACCAGCAGCCUAUCAAACAAGAGGAAGCCAUGAAGUACCACAGCGGGCCUCCAAAGAACGCAUACAUGGAGCAGAGCUUCCAGGGUUUGAACCCCGUCCUGAACAUCCCCAUCAGUGCUGCUCGCGUGGACCAGGCCAAGAGGAACGCAGGACUGGUGGGUGCCCGUCUGGAAGCCUGGGUGGACUCCCUGGUCAGCAGCAUCUGGUCAGCUGUGGACAUCUGCAGCAUGGGCCCCACAGCUUGCCCAGUCAUGCAGGGCUGUGCUCAGACAGCCUGGAGCUCCCUCAGCCCAGACCCCAAGUCUGAGCUGGGCCCCAUCAAACCUGACGGCCGCUUGAGGUAG